AUGGCUCCCGCAGGCACGCAGACCAAUCCCCAAACUCCGCGCGUGCGCAAUGGCGACCCCCAGCCCGCUCCCGUAGGAACGCCAGAACCUGCUUCGUCGCGUCGAGAUUUGACCUCGUGGUGGAGGCAGUUCAGCAAGCGCCCCGCGAAAAAGGACGAUGACAAAGAACCCGCCCUCCCUGGCAUCUUUGGUGUGCCCCUCAUACAAAGCAUACCCUAUGCGAACGUCGCCAUAUCGCUGUUCAACGAGCACGGCGAGAGUUACAUCUACGGUUACGUUCCAAUCGUGGUCGCCAAAUGCGGUGUCUUCUUGAAGGAAAAGGCAACCGACGUAGAAGGCAUCUUCCGGUUAGCAGGCUCCGAGAAGCGCAUCAAAGAGCUCAGGACUGCCUUUGACACUCCACCCCGCUAUGGAAAAGGUCUGGAUUGGUCUGGCUAUACUGUACACGACGCCGCCAAUAUUCUGCGACGCUACUUCAACAACCUCCCGGAGCCUAUAAUACCGCUGCAGCACUAUGAUCCAUUCCGGGAUCCUCUUAAAGGCCACCAAGCUGAGGCUGUAGGCCCCAGCGAAGGACAGCAGCCCUCUGUCGGAGGUUUCGACCCCGACGCGGCUGUGCGUGUAUAUCAAUCCCAAAUCAAGGCUUUACCGUCCUUGAAUCGACAACUGCUGCUAUAUAUCCUGGACCUGCUUGCCGUCUUCGCAGCCAAGGCCGAUGUUAACAAGAUGACAACCUCAAAUCUGGCUGCCAUCUUUCAGCCCGGACUUCUCUCGCAUCCGCAGCACGACAUGUCUCCUGUAGAUUACCGUCUGAGCCAGGAUGUACUCAUCUUUCUCAUUGAUAACCAGGACCACUUCUUGAUUGGUAUGGAGGGUACAGCGGUCGAUGAAGGCACUGUCAAGCAUAUUGAAAGCGGGCCUUCUACCCCGCAAGCAAGGACGCCCACUACUCCUCGCAACAGCUCUGGUAUUGGACGGUCUGCGUCGACCGCUUCAAGCGCUGGCGCGGAGAGUCUUAGGCAGUACGGUGGUGUCCGUAGGAACGUAUCCACAUCUUCGAAACAUUCACGACGCACUGGCGCUGUGCCCAGUCCGAUUACACCUGCGUUUGUCACUCCCACGACAUCUGGAGUACAUCGCAGCAACACGUUGCCUUCAAAACGCUCCCCAGCGCUUGGGAGCCCUCGCUUCCCUGCCGCAAAGCAAGCCGGUCCAGAAGAAACAAAGAGCCCGCUCUCAUCGCCGAUGCCUGCGGAUAUUCCAGAGAGCAGCAGUGUGGCUGCGGAGAUGCCGGAGCCUGAGCAACAGUCGCAACCAACGGAAGUACCGCGGGAACGCCCGCAGUCUUUAGUACCUGCGGCUCCAGCCACACAGUCUGUCGAUCCUGAAGUACCACCGCCACAACGAGCGCAGACCAUGCCACCGAACAAGAUAGAGUUGCCGACCCCGUACCAACCCUUUUCCCCGCAGGGAACAGCCAUGCAACCGACAGAACCUUUGCAACAUAGACCCGCAGUUACGCCUGCUACUCACAAUAUGCCGGGUGGGUUUCCUCUCCCGUCUCCAGGCGUCAUCCCGCCAAGCCAGCCUACCACUCCAAAUGUCCCGACACAGACAACGGCACAGAACCUGCUGCCCCCAAGAGCAACUACGCCAGGUCCACGCAGUCCUCAGCGUAGCCCUAUUCAUAGUCCUCAUCAUACGCCAACACGCGAGCGCUCGGAGUUCAUGGAGGCACCCGUUGACUCGGGACCAUCUGUUGAACUAACGCCCGCUGUUCGUACCUUUACCCAAAUCCUAGCUAAGGUUGCCGCAUCCCCUCCCAACGAGUCAAAGGAAUCGAAAGACGGACGGAAGCCUAACAAGCUUCAGAAGAAGAGAAUGCCCAAUAGUAUUAGCCAGAGUACGCACAGCUCCACGCACUCUCUUGGUGGCAGCGAUUCAGGAUUUGGUGGUCAGUUCUCUCAAGGACCUCCUUCACCACUGCAGCCACCCUCACUUCCCUUCGCGCAUGGUCAAUCACAGAGGAGUGGUUCCACGGAGGCUCUGCCAGAUACAGGCUCUAGUCGAGCCUCUGGCAACACGCUCAAGCCCAGCAUGUCGCCUUCUGCUAGCUUCAGAUCCCACAGCACGGCAACAGAAUACUCGGAGACUGAGCAGCUGGACGACCAGCCAAAAGAGGAGAAACGCAGCUUCUGGAAAGGCCACAGGCGUGGAGAGAGCAAGGCAACCCCGACGACAAGCACGACGGAUCUGCACGGUUCAGUACCCGGCGCCGACAAGAGCAUGAGCUCGUUUACCAGUAGUUCUGGAUGGACGGCAGGGGGUGGAGGGCGAAGAAGCAUGCAGUACGACACGAACCAAAGCUCGGAUUCAAUACUGUUCGGCAGCAGUCCUCCUGACCAUGAUAAGUCCGAUAAGAAGGGUGCCUUCGACUGGUUCCACAAACGGAGACAGGAUCACAAGGAGCGCGUGGAUAGGAGAGAGCGAGCCAAGAGUCCGCCAGGCAGCUCGAGCCAUCUACCUCUUCCCCAGAACAUUAUGGCGUCGCCGGAAUCCGUCAUUGCUCGUGGGCGGACACCAGAAAUGCCACACUCAUCAGAGGAAACUCAACCUAAAGCGGAUAAAUCGAGCGACGUUACGCCUACGGGGUCGAGUCCGACCCCACCGAAUGUACCCGUAGCAGCAGCAAGCCCGAAACCUAGAAUGAGUCCUGCUAUGGCGUUGCGAACUGAUCUUCCUGCUGCACUAACGGAACCGCGAUCAGUUGCGCGGUCACCAGACCGGAACCCCAAGUCACCAGUUACUACUAUGCCUCCGGCACAGUCGUUUCCUGUAGCACCAGCGAUGGCUCAGAAUGCCGAAGGUAGUGAACAGGUCGAGGCUGAGGCAGCAGUCACACAGCCUGAGAGCUCAACGUCUACAUCGGAAGCUGUUCAGACGGUGUCAACGCCCUCGGGGCCGAUGCAUGCGAGUUCUGGCUCGACUGUUACUGUUACUCCCGAGACGGUGAAUCGAGAGAUGGCAUCUGAUGCAAAUGCGCAAACGGGGGAUGAGCCGUCGACGGCACCACUUGUACCCGGGGGCCAGCCAGCUCCGUAG
This is a messenger RNA of Alternaria atra, 3102 nucleotides long. RefSeq lists its product as uncharacterized. The transcript is spliced from 3 exons. Bases 1 to 3102 code for a protein of 1033 amino acids. Gene Ontology annotation, cellular component: cell cortex. Gene Ontology annotation, biological process: activation of GTPase activity; signal transduction; regulation of fungal-type cell wall organization. The record is from RefSeq and is a predicted model, not a curated record. Lineage: Eukaryota; Fungi; Ascomycota; Dothideomycetes; Pleosporales; Pleosporaceae. Gene Ontology annotation, molecular function: GTPase activator activity.